Messenger RNA from Lutra lutra (Eurasian river otter), 3742 nucleotides. It is a transcript of the gene MFSD6L, whose product is annotated as major facilitator superfamily domain containing 6 like. The transcript has a single exon. The record is from RefSeq and is a predicted model, not a curated record. Gene Ontology annotation, cellular component: membrane. NCBI's taxonomy places the organism in Eukaryota, Metazoa, Chordata, Mammalia, Carnivora, Mustelidae. The coding region runs from base 1095 to 2840 and encodes 581 amino acids.
AGGGUCGCAGGGGGGAGUGGGUGGAGGGUGUGGAGGAACCUUUCUCAGGUUCCCGGGUCCAAGAGCACAGAUGUAGCUGCUUUACUUUUAACCUCAUUGCCUGGUGAGUGGGGGCAAGUCUGGAAGACUCCCUGUAAGAGGGGGGGCCUGGGGGGGGCAUCUAGGCAGAGGGGUCCAAGGAGAACCUAGUACAGAAUAGUGCCCGCCCCUCUGUAGACAUCAGCUCUGGACAGAGUGAAGACCAAGGAGUGGAUGGACUUGAGAUCCUCCACUGAAGCCCUGCCCCCCACCCACAACAGAACCCAGGGAGAGAGGGAUUGGGGACGGUCCCCAGUCAGUCGGAGUGGUUUUAAACCAGAAAUGAUUGAUAUCACCGUAUCUGGUGACUUUACCUGGAGGUGGCUCAUGGAGGGUGUAGCCCGUUACUGGACCGCUGGGCACCCUCAGGUGUAGACUCAAACUAUCCAAUACAUACAUAGGGUUACAGGGGCUGGGACGGCCGCCUUCCUGGGGUUGGGAUCCUGGCGGAGACAGGCAAGAAACAAGAUAAACCCGCGAAACAGAAACGUGUGGAGCGCUGGAUGGCGAUGCGUGCAGGGGAGGGGGUGGGAUCUGUCAGUGAGGGUGGAUAGGCGGGUCCCUGAAGGUUACAGGGCUGUCCUUGACGGAGGACGGGCGCCAAGACCUGAGGAAGACAGGGAGGGAGCCCCCAUCAUGAAUUCCCCUCCCGCUCCCCGCGCCGCCCCCCAGUUUUCGUUGCCCGAGGCAGCUCAGGAGCUCACGCUGGUUAGCUGGGAGCGCGCCCUGCAGGCCACAGGCCCCACCCUCGCGCCGCGACCGGCAGGUGCGGCCGGCAGGUGCGCCGGCCCCGCCCCGCAGGUGCGGCGGCCCGGGGGCGGGGCCACUUCCGGGACGGCCGCCGGACGUGGCGGGGCGUGGAGUGGGGGGUCGGCCGUUGACCCGGUGACCGCGGCGCCGCCCGAGGCUGGAGGCGACUCCCCGCGCCCCGCGCCCUCUCCGGGGCCAUGGCCCCGCGGCCGCCCCGCGCCCAGCUCGGCCCCCCGCCCGCCCGGGACUGACGGAGCCCGACCGCCAUGAGUGCCAACCCGCAGUGGGACAUCAGCAGGGCGCUGGGGGUGGCCAAGCUCUUCCACCUGGUGUGCGGGGUCCGGGACGCCUGCGUGACUCCGUUCCUGACCCUCUACCUGAGGCAGCUGGGCUUGGCCGCGCCCUGGGUGGGCAUCCUGAUGGGGACCAAGCACCUGAUCGCCGCCUUCUGGGGUCCCUUCUGUGCCUUCCUGGCCAAAAGCUACCAGAAGAGGAGGGUGCUUCUGAUGGGCUCGCUGCUCGGCUCGGUGGGGGCCAGCAUGGUGAUGGUCCUCGUGCCGCCGCUGCACGAAGUUCCGGGGUACCGCUCCUGUAACGCCAGCGACGGGGCCACCCCCACCGCUCCCCCGCCUGGGGCCUCAGGAACUGUAACUGUUACCUCGGCCCGGCAGCCCGCCUCCAGCCAUGCGGCGGGGUCGCCCAACCCCACAGGUGAGAGCCGCACCGGGACAGUGGACCCCGCUGGCUUCAGAAAGGCACCUGCGGGAAACGUCCACGAAUCGGCUGGCGGGCCACCUGGCUAUGCCAGGACCACGUCCCCAGCUCUCCAUCCUGUCACUGCAGGGGUGAAGUUUACUCCUGGGGAAGGGGCUUUUAACGCCGGCAGGACAGUCCUCCCUUUGCUGGCUGGCGGUCCAGCCAACUUGUCAGCAGCUCAGGGGAGUGCCCAGGGCCUUGACCUCUCCUUGGAAGGCUUCCGCUGGACUUUCCUCCUCUCCCUGGGCUCCCUGGUGUUCUGGGAGCUGCUGACAGCCCCUCUGGAGCAGGUGGCCGACGACAGCCUUUAUGAAUACUUGGAUUUUGUGGACGCCACUGACCGCUACAGAAGCCUCUGGAUCUGGAGGCCGCUGGGCAUGUCGGCCGGUGUGUGCGGCGUCACAGCCUUUGUGGGGCAUCUGGAAUGUGUCCUGAUGAUAAAUGGCCCCCGGGGUGUGUUGCAUUUCUAUGGCUACUCGCUGGUCAGCACCCUGGCUUUACUGGUGAGCGUCUCCUUUCCGGUCCCCAUCUGCAGGCGGCGGGAGCCCAGCUACAAGACCGUCAAAGCGCUGUCCCUCGUGGGCGGCGCCCCGCGGCUCAUUGUCCUAGCCCUCACCGUGUUUCUGGUAGGCGCGGCCACCAGCGCGGUGCAGAACUUUCUAUUCUGGCACAUGGAAGACCACGGGAGCGGCGAGCUGGUGAUGGGUUUCUCGGUGGCCCUGGGCUCGCUGGGGGAGAUUCUACUCCAUCCGUUCAAAGCGACACUGCUUAGGAAGCUGUCAAGGGUGGGCACGGUGGGGCUGGGGCUGGGCUGUCUGGCAGCCCAGCUCCUCUACUACUCCUUCCUCUGGAGCUGGUGGUCGGUCCUCCCUGCACAGAUCUUGAACGCCGUCAGCAGCGGGGCCCUGUGGUGGGCCGUGAAGGCCUCCGUCGAGGACCUGGCCACUCCCGGGACGGCGAGACCCCUGGGUGCGAUGUUCCAAGGCCAAAUUUCUGGGGGAGGGUCCAGCCUGGGCGGUGUUGUGGGGGGCUUCGUGGUGAUGUCCUUCAGCCUGGCCGUGCUCUAUCAGGCCUGCUGCGUGGUCCUGUUACUCUGGCUGGCCCUGUUCCUCUCCAUUCAGCCCCGACUGCCCCAGGAGCAGAAAAUCAACUACUCGAAACUGCUGGUCAUGGAGGCCAGCGACACGAGUGACUCUGAGCAGGGGACGGAGCGGGACUGGCUGGUGAAGGCCAUGAGGGAGGAGGACUCAGAAUAGAAGGGCGGAGACAAGGUCAAGAUGUACCAACCUGGGAAGGCACCCAAGGGUCUGGACAAGAGCUCAUCCACUGAGGACAAGCCCUGCGUCCCGCUGGGGGGCUGCGAGGGAGUCUGGAGAGAGAGAGUGCAAGUCUGUGUAGAACCCCACCCCCCCACCCCGGGGAUCAUCUCGCUUCAUGAUUUUCUUUACUUUUAAGAUAAAAGGAGAUUUAAUUUUUUGCUGUUUAAUCUUUUUCAAAGAAUGGAAGAAAAAUACAUUUGCUAAAAAAAAAAAAAAGCGCCCUUUGUAGACCCCAUGUUUUGGUGUGUGAGGUUUGCAAGAGCUUCACGGUACUGACUCUUGGUGCUGUUGAUUUGAUCCACAGUGGGAGUGCGUGAACUGUGGGGACCCCCAGGAUUCUCUUUGGCAGGGGGGGCAGCGGGCUUUGUUUGAUGAGUCACGUGCAUUGCCAUGGUUCUAAGAGCACGAGCUGGGUCCUACAGAGGCCCUGCCGUGGGCAGGUAAGAAUGGGAAUGAAAGCCAAGCGGGUGCCCACACUCACCCCCAGGGACCUGGGUUUCCAACCAGAGCAAAUGCUGGGUGAUGUACUCUGCAUUGGGGGCACAGGGAUUCAAGUUAAUACGUUUUCAUUCUUACUGUCAAAUGUGCGUGUGUCACCAGGGGGUCCAAUCGCUAGAAUUGUCUCCCAUACUUGGGUCUGAGCAAGAGCAGUUUCAUGUCUUGGGGCCCAUACCAUGCAUGCUGUACCCCACAUAAGUUCAUGGGGAUUGUUCACAACUGCUUGGUUGGGGUGUAGCAGCCUCUGUAGAGUUGGGGAUGCCGCAGGUGGUCCACAUUUGUGCCGGUGCUUAGCCAGUCGGUGGGGUGACCGCUCAAACCCUCCCACCCUCCCACCCCCU